AUGUCCCAGACAUCACCCCACGCUCCCAGGGUCCACCUCGUCGUCAUUCAUCACGGACUGUGGGGCGACCCCGUACAUCUCUCCUACCUCGCAAACACCCUGGCAGACCACCACGCCGGCCAUAUCUCGCCCAACACCGCCUCCCUUGACCCGAAAGCAGUCGACGGCGGUCAUCCACAGCCCACGACGCUCCAGCAGCCUCACGACAGCUCCAACGCCGCUCCGCAACUCGUCGUCCUCAAUGCUUGCUCCAACUCCACCUCCCACGAUACCUCCCGGCCCAAGGGCGCUUACACGCACGACGGAAUAGACGUGUGCGCCAUGCGCCUCCUCCAAGAGAUCUACUCCGAGGUGAAGCGCUUAGAGGAACAUGGAUCCCUCGUCACAAAAUUCAGCAUCGUCGGCUACUCUCUUGGCGGCCUCAUCGCUCGCUACACUAUCGGCCUCCUUUACGUCGCCGGCUUCUUUUCAACAUCUAGCCCACGGUCUAGCGUCGACCCAAGCAGUACUACGACGCCCACCGCCAGCUCGCCCAACGGCCGCCGCAGCCGCAAGCGUACCCUCGACUUUCAAUCACGUCCUCUGCCUUCUUCAUUUACCACCUUUGCGACACCGCACGCCGGCAUGACGCCGAGGCCCGGAGGCGGCAGGUUUGCUAAGCUUGUCGCCUCGGUCGGCAGCUCUUCCCUUGGCAGAACCGGCUUGCAGCUCUACAUGAAAGACUCUGGGUGGAGCAGGGCCAAUAUUGAUGCCGACGGCACUGCCGCUGCCGCUGCCGCCAUUGCCCACGACGAGACCUACGCACCCAACAAGCACUCUCAGAGCGAGCAGGGCGUCGGCCUGCUGGAAGCCAUGUCCGAGCCCGGCUCAGUCUUUGUACGGGCGCUGGCGAGCUUCAACCGCGUCGACUUCUACGCCAACGCCAUUGCCGACAUGACAGUGCCCUAUCGUUCCGCCGCGGUCGAGGAGCAUGAUCCCUUUGUCGUGCCAGGCGGCCUUGAACUCGUGCGAGAUCGACAGCAUCCAACACUGCUGUCGGGCUAUCGGGCCAGCUCCGCACUGCCGGUCCAAGCCGGCAUCUUUGGCCGCAUUGUGACGACGCUCAAGAACUCGCCUCUGGCACUUUUCGCCAACCCACGCCGAUACCCCGUCGCCUUCCCGCUCAACUACGUCAUGGUCCUCUUCCUCCCUAUCCUGCUGCCUGGCUUCAUGGGGCUGGUGGUGCACAAGCUGCGGUCACAGUCCAAAGACAGCGACAAAAGGGUCGAGGAGUUCGAACGCACUUGGGCAAGGCAGAACGGCCUUUUCCCAGACGAAGACGACAACGACGACGACGACGAUACCAGCAUCGGAACGGUCCCAACCAAUGGCAGUGGCUCCGCGGUCGAGACUGCAAAGGUCAAGGCGAAAUCGAAGAAGCCGCGGCGUCGCUGGGAAGAGCGCGAACGUCGAUUGACGGAACGUCAUCGCGUUGCUGAGCUCCUCGAUGGAUUCGAGGAGGACCUCGAAGAGGCGAUGCGAGAAGUCGGGGAAGACAACCUAGAUGUCAACCCCCGCUCGCCACCAACUGCACAUCAGGCAUCGACGACUUCGGACGCGCCGACCCUGGCGCAGAAAGGCACCCUCAGGCUAUCGGACAAUCUGCACCUCGACGCCUCCGAGCCGCCGCUGCCCGAAGCGCAGCACCGCAUCGUCGCACGCCUCAACGACGCCAAGGUGCUACCGCAGCUGCGAAAGUUCCUGGUGCACUACGAGGGCCUGGAGAACACGCACGCCGUCAUCAUCGUGCGCAGUCGCGACAUCGAGGCGCACAAGAGGGGCAUGGACACUGUUCAGAGCUGGGUCGAACGUUUCGUCGUCUGA
Molecule: messenger RNA, 1863 nt
Organism: Pseudozyma flocculosa PF-1
Lineage: Eukaryota; Fungi; Basidiomycota; Ustilaginomycetes; Ustilaginales; Ustilaginaceae
Exons: 5
Coding region: 1-1863 (620 amino acids)
Source: RefSeq, a predicted model, not a curated record